AUGGCAUCCAACACUCCAACACUGUCCGAGAAGGCCCACGAAGGCUGUAUCACUCCAGCUGGCUCCUCAACAAUACGGAUUCCAAUUUCAACCCAGCAAGAACCACUGGAUGGCUCCCUUAGUGCCUUCAAGAGGUUAUCCUUCCUCGACCGUUUCCUGGCGAUAUGGAUCUUCCUGGCAAUGGCCCUUGGCAUCAUCUUGGGGUACUUUGUGCCUGAAAUGGCACCAGCUCUACUGACUGCGGGGGAGUUCGGUACGGUGGAGGUCUCGGUGCCGAUAGCCGUUGGGCUGCUGGUCAUGAUGUACCCAAUCUUGUGCAAAGUGCGGUACGAGUCACUUGGAGGGUUGAUCAAAGUGAGGGCAUUGUGGAUCCAGGUGGGGUUCAGCAUGUUGGCUAAUUGGAUACUUGCGCCGGUAGUAAUGGUCGGAUUAUCGUGGGCCUUCCUCCCUGAUAGGAGCGACCUCCGCGAGGGCUUGAUACUCGUUGGGAUUGCCCGAUGUAUAGCAAUGGUGCUCAUCUGGACCGAUCUUGCGGCCGGCGAUAUGGACUAUUGCGCGAUGCUUGUCGCCCUCAACUCUAUCCUCCAGAUCAUCCUCUUCGCCCCACUCGCGGUCUUGUACAUUAGCGUGAUCUCCCGUUCCAGCAUCGGGAUCAAGUACGAUACCGUGGCAAUCUCAGUAGCCGUAUUCCUCGGUAUCCCUCUCGUAGCUGCAAUCAUCACCCGGUACCUAGUCCUAAGUGUUCUCUUGAGCGGGGACGUUAACAAGUAUAACAAAAACUUUGUCCGCUGGAUCGCCCCUCUUUCCCUGAUCGGCCUUCUCUUCACAAUCUUGGUCCUCUUCGCCUCGCAGUCCCGCAACAUCGUCGGUAAGAUCACAGAUGUUCUUCGAGUCAGCGCGCCAUUGAUCGUCUACUUCAUCCUCAUAUUCUGCGCUACGCUAUGCGCUUGUCGGUAUUUCGGAAGCGGCACGUUCAAGGGAUUGGGCGAGUGGGGGUACAGCAUUACCGUUACGCAGAGUUUGACGGCCGCGAGUAAUAAUUUUGAGCUGGCGAUUGCGGUCGCCGUUGCUUGUUAUGGGGCAGGGUCGCCCCAGGCUUUGGCGGCCACGGUCGGGCCGCUGAUUGAGGUGCCCGUGUUGUUAGGAUUGGUUGAGGUUAUGAAGUUGACGGGCAAGAGGUGGAAGUGGAGUGAUAGGAGGGUUGUAAAUACUGUUUGA
Molecule: messenger RNA, 1218 nt
Organism: Tuber melanosporum (Perigord truffle)
Lineage: Eukaryota; Fungi; Ascomycota; Pezizomycetes; Pezizales; Tuberaceae
Exons: 3
Coding region: 1-1218 (405 amino acids)
Biological process (GO): antimonite transmembrane transport; arsenite transport
Cellular component (GO): plasma membrane
Molecular function (GO): antimonite transmembrane transporter activity; antiporter activity; arsenite transmembrane transporter activity
Source: RefSeq, a predicted model, not a curated record